Molecule: messenger RNA, 2949 nt
Organism: Gadus macrocephalus (Pacific cod)
Lineage: Eukaryota; Metazoa; Chordata; Actinopteri; Gadiformes; Gadidae
Product: CUGBP Elav-like family member 2
Exons: 3
Coding region: 183-671 (162 amino acids)
Biological process (GO): mRNA splice site recognition; regulation of alternative mRNA splicing, via spliceosome
Cellular component (GO): nucleus; ribonucleoprotein complex; cytoplasm
Molecular function (GO): mRNA 3'-UTR binding
Source: RefSeq, a predicted model, not a curated record
AGCCACGCCAGUCAGUGGAGGGGGUGGCGCGCUCUGCUGCACUAAAGCGAGGAGAAAGAGAAGGGGGCGGGAGUGAGACGCGCGGAGCAAAGAGGGAGAGAAACACACAGUGUGGAUAGAGAGAGGAGGAAAGGAAAAGUGGUCAUUGCACAAGGUGGAUUUCUGUUUUGUCCGGAGCACCAAUGUUGGAACACUCCUCCGAGCUGGCGCUGGUGCAGAGUUUGUACGUCAACAGCAUGCGCUGUCCCCCGUCCGCGGCCGGCGUCUCUGUCGGCGACGAGGACCUGGCAGUAAGCAACGGCAAUGGGAGCAAAUUGAACGGCUCCGUGGAGCACCUUGACCAGCCGGACCACGACUCCAUCAAGAUGUUCGUGGGGCAGAUCCCGCGCUCCUGGUCCGAGACGGAGCUCAAGGAGCUGUUCGAACCCUUCGGCGCCGUGCACCAGAUCAACAUCCUCCGCGACCGCACCCAGAACCCCCCGCAGAGCAAAGGCUGCUGUUUUGUAACCUUCUACCAGAGGAAAGCGGCACUGGAGGCUCAGAAUGCACUGAACAACAUAAAGACUUUAAGUGGGGUGAGUUGGCUGCCUGAGAUGAUGCAAACAUACUCUCUCACUCUCACACUCACUCACUCACUCACACACACAGUUAAUAAACAUGCAGCUUCCUAAAAAUACACCAGAAUCCAGUGAACAACACAAAGACUUAAAGUGGGGUGAUCAGGCUGCCUGAGAUUCUGCACACACACACAUGCACACACAUUCUCUAUCACACUAACUCUCUCUCACACUCCCUCUCACAUGCUUAAUAAACAUGCAGCCUACUAAAAAUUCCACAGAAUGCACUGAACAACCUAAAGACUUAAAAUGGGGUGAUCACGCUGCCUGAGAUGCUGCACACGCUCUCUCACCCUCACACUCUCACUCACACUCGUCUAACACGUUUAAUCAACACGCAGUCUCCUAAAAAUACCCCUUCCCUUGGAUCCUUUACCUUCGCAUGUUGCUCUCCUUGCUCCCUUCACAUGUUGCUCUCCUUGUGUGGAGACGUGAGUGGGGGUCUGCCGGUCCUGCUCCUUGGUCACCUGAUUUAUCGACGGGCUAAAGCCCGGUCAACCAAGAGAAGCGAUAGCUUGUUAAACCGUCAACAUGUUCCCCACUGAUUGCUCGUUCAAAAUCACACCUUCCAAUCAAUUAAAUCCAUAGCAACACCCCUCAGCCCGUCAUUAAAUCAACACUAUCAGAGAGAGAGAGAGAGAGAGAGAGAGAGAGAGAGAGAGAGAGAGAGGGGUGGCUGGUUGAGUCGAACUGGGGCUGACGGAUCGAAUGUAGUGGACUGUACUUAAAUAACUACUUUCCCUGUCACGCCAUCAAUCAGAUCUGCCCUUUCAAAACAAAGUGGUGGUGUGGGAGGAGCAGAGAGGAGCUGAGCCGACGCCGGUGCCUCCCGGCUCCUCCGGGCUGUUGGCCGGCGGCGGCGGCUCAGCUCCUCUCUGCUCCUCCCCUCCUCUGGGCUGUUGGCGGGCGGCGGCGGCGGUUGGCGGGCCGGUGGUGCGGCGGCAGCGGGGAGGCCGGUGUGGCUGCGUCCCUCCGUCUGUGCCACCUCCUCCUGCCUGAUCGCCCGUGCCAGCGAGCCGCCACGCAGCGCGGCCAUCUGUUGCCCCCCCCCUACCUCUCUGUCUGCUGCUCCUCCAGGAGGGGAAGAGGAGGAGGUGGAGAAGUAGAAAUGAAAACGUCUCUUUGGAUCUGCUUUAUGCUCUACAUUUAGGGCGAUAAUCGCCUUUUUAACCAAAGCGAUUUACAAUAAGUACGUUUGUCAGAAGAAAGAGAAACGACAAUAUAUUGCUGUCGAUACAGUAAGGAUGUUCAUACAACAAGUGCUAAGCACUAACAAUCACUUUGUUAACCCACUCCCCAUACUCAACAUAGAUAGCUAGGAUAAGACGCAACAACAUGCUAAGUACUAUUUUUAAGUAGCAGGACGUACAAAAUAAAAUUUGUGCGUCGGAGGAAUUGGGUGGGUGGCUAAUGCAGAGUCUAGGUGAACUCAAUAUCAGAGGGAUGCACUGGGUAUGUUUAGCGGAGGAUUAAGGAGUUCACCCAAUGGCCUUGUGUGUUUUAGGAUGGAUGAUCUUCAGGAACAACCUGUGACCAAAAGAGUGCGAAUGAGACUCUUGAGUGAGCGUUCUUUAAAUGAUGUGGCCCCAAGACUUGUUACACCGCAUUCCUGUUAGUCGUAGUUAUUAUAAUUCAGUUUCUCAUUGUCAAUCAUUGAAGUUGAUGAUGUUUCAGAAGCAGCCGAGGGCCAAUUUGGGUAGAAAUUGGAACAGCUUAAAGAGGAUAGCCGUGAGCGUUCCGGGUUCCAGGACGACGACGACUGGCCUUUGGAAAGAGUGCUCGCUUAAUUGGUUUGCUGUUUUUACGACCCGUGGUUCUUAUUAUGGAGCGGUCCUGGACUGACUGCCUCCUUCCUCAUCAGUCGCCUUCCACUGAUUGUUUUAGCCUCGUUUCCUUCGCCCCUUCUUGUUUCCUGUCCGCUGUGCUUUAUAUUGGAUUCACUUCCUGCCUAAGAAGAGAAGCGCCCUGGACAUGUAUAUAUUAUUAUUACAAAAAGAUCAAUGCAUAACUGAAUACAGAUGGCCGCGGUGUGAAGUGAGUUGAGAGGCUGGAAGCAUCACCACUGCCUUGGGGAAUAUUCUCCUGCGGCCGUGAGGCGGACACACAGGGACUAGAAGCAGGAUAGAUGUCAGGGUUUUGGACUCCCAGCCCAAGGGCUCUGGGUUCGAGCCCGAGGUCUCCAGUCCCCCUGCAGACGGCCCAUCCCAAAGAUAACAUACCUGCCCAUAAUGACAUGCAUCUAAAAUAAAUGGAGUGCAUUUAUACAGCGCCUUAUUAACCAGCGGGCACUCAAAGCGCUUUACAAUAUUGCCAAACAUUCACCCAUUCAUGC